AUGCAACAAGAUCGUCCGCGAAAGUUGCAGCGCAUUUCACAAGCAUGCGACCUCUGCCACCGCCGCAGUAUUCGCUGCAGGCCUAGCAAUGAAGACAAUGAUCGUUGCCAGAACUGCUACGACUUCGAUGUCGCCUGCACAUAUGACCGCCCCUCUAAGCGCAGAAAACAUCCCCAAGCACCCGUGGCGCCCGCUCAGCCCUCGCAACCUUCGGCGCGUUCUUCUCUACCAACAAACACACUGACCUCGGACAGUGCCAACGACUUCCCCUUUGUGCCUGCUCUGGUCACCUCUCGCGACUCAGCCGAACUCGAUCUACCAUGGAAGGUAUUUGCUCUCUCGAGCGAGUCCGUCAUCCUGGAUCUUCUCGAUGCCUACAUGGAAGUCGUCUAUCCUCUAUAUCCAUUCUUCAACGAGGCCUCGGACAGGGCCAAAAUCAAGAAUAGGCAACACUUGACUGACAAAGGCUUCUUCUCUUCAAUCAUGGCCAUGUGUGCUCUGGCAUCGGCACGUAUCCGCGACGGAGCCGAACCAUCGAGAAUAUCUGAAGCGGUCAGAAAACCCGCAGCAUCGUCCGAAGUCUUCUUUACUGCUGCCAAAUCCGUCUUCACAUCCGAUCUCGACAAGCUUCGUGGUUUUGACUUUGUCAGAGCUUGUACGCUCCUCUCGCUGACCAGCAUCCAAUACGGUCAAUCCCUCGAUGUUCAACAGUACUCUGGCAUCGGCAGCACUCUUAUCUCGAUGCAACGCUUUUAUGAUGAGAAAUAUUGGCCCAGCGGCUUAGAAGAGUCCGAGAAAGAAACAUACAGACGCGUGUAUUGGGGUUCCUAUACGUUGGAGGUCUUCACCGCUGUCGUCUGGAACUGUUUCAUACGCACACAAGAGGUGCACUUGAACGUGCGAUAUCCCAACGAACUCGACGAGGGGACCGUUGCCAGCACCAAAAUCGAAGUCCCGGCUGGCCAACAUCGUGUGAGUUGGCUCGUGGGGUGGAAUUUCACCAUCGAUCUUUACCGCGUCCUGGAACACGUCGUCAACAAAUCUCGAGCCAAGCGCUUUAGCCAUGACGAUCGUCGCAGUGUCGACAGUCUCGUCUUUGGCGACGCUUUUUCCGAAAAGAGCGUCAUGGCGACUAUGCUCAACAUGUACUACGCUUUACCACCACAAUUCAAGGCCACCCCUCACAUGACUGGCGACACAACCCAGGACACCUAUGCCUUUCAAGCUGCCAAUAUUCAGGCAACACUUCAACUGCUUCGUAUGAUGCUGUUUUCUACAGAAGACGGUCCCAGUGUCGAAAGAAAGUGUGAUGUGGCCGAUGAAGUCCUGACCGUCUUCAGAGCCAUUCCCCCAUUCUAUCUGAGAGCCAUAAGCACCCCCAUGAUCUACCAACUGGGAAGCCUUGGCGGUGUUCUUGGUUCUGUCUUCGAGCACCCCUUAUACCAGAAAGACUAUCAACGUGUACGAGUUUCGCUGGUGGCACUGGCGACACUGCUGGACGGGUUGGAAUCUAAUCUGCAUCGUUCUGCUGGAGCGAGUCAAGGGUUGUUGGCUCAGGUCGAAAAAAUUGAUCAUUACAUGCAUUCCCAAAGGAAUAAUACUCAUCCGAUACCACAACAGCACCCGCAACAACACCUACCGCAAUCUACGGCCGCGCCACCAACAAUGUCGAUGGGUUUGCAACCAACUAUGCCAGAGAUCAAUGGCAAUGGCAAUGGCCAUGGCAACGCUAUUCAGAUCCCAACAGACCUUGCUUUAGAAUGGCCAUGGCCAGUCUACCAGGAAUAUCCUUACUACAUGGAUAACAACGGAUUCUAG
This is a messenger RNA of Aureobasidium namibiae CBS 147.97, 1818 nucleotides long. RefSeq lists its product as uncharacterized. Bases 1 to 1818 code for a protein of 605 amino acids. NCBI's taxonomy places the organism in Eukaryota, Fungi, Ascomycota, Dothideomycetes, Dothideales, Saccotheciaceae. The record is from RefSeq and is a predicted model, not a curated record. The transcript has 3 exons. Gene Ontology annotation, molecular function: DNA-binding transcription factor activity, RNA polymerase II-specific; DNA binding; zinc ion binding. Gene Ontology annotation, biological process: DNA-templated transcription; regulation of DNA-templated transcription.